Messenger RNA from Fusarium odoratissimum NRRL 54006, 3801 nucleotides. RefSeq lists its product as uncharacterized. The record is from RefSeq and is a predicted model, not a curated record. The coding region runs from base 649 to 3510 and encodes 953 amino acids. NCBI's taxonomy places the organism in Eukaryota, Fungi, Ascomycota, Sordariomycetes, Hypocreales, Nectriaceae. The transcript has a single exon.
AAAAAAACUCACCCCGGUUUUUUCUCUCCGGCGGGUUUUGGGGGGCUUGGACCUUGGACACAACCACUUUUGACGAUUGACCAGAACCUGACCUGGCCUGGCUUUUCUUGCUUGUUCCUUCUACAAUCAAGAACUAGGACAAGCAUAAACUUGACAGGAAGGGAAGGGACACAUAUUUCUUUGCUUCUUCUCGGUUAUUAGCAAAGUCUUCAACAGAUUAUCUUGUCUUUCCUUUUUUUGUCGCUUGUUCAUCUCUUCCUAGGCAUCUCAUCAUCCCCCCGGUAGGCACAUCCCGACGGGAAUACGCCGCCGCAGUACGCCGAAAACCAGACAAUAUCCGCCAUCUGACAGCCCAGCACGGGCAGCCACGAUCCCAAGGUUACGUUACCUGCCCUGGGCUUAUUAGCCUUUGGUAGCCUCUACCCGCCAAAACUCGACUUCCAACCGACUCUUCUGCCGAUCCAAUUUCAUCCUACUCUCCCAGUAAUCUCCCGAAUUCAACCCCGAUAUUCUAACAUCGAACCUUCAAAGACAUGGCACGCUCAUCAAGGUAGCAACGGCUCCAACUUGUCAAGCCAGCCUCGAUCUCAGCUUCACACCCAAUUUCACGAGUGACGAGUCCAUGUCUCUUCCAAUUCCGUCCUCGAUAUGUCCGACUCGGCCUCCACCGACGAUGGAGGCAUUCCCGAUCGUGGGCCGGUCGUCUUCGCCGUUACAACGGCCACUCUCGUCCUCGCUACAGUCUUCGUCGCAGCACGAAUGGUCUCGCGGACCUUCAUUGUUAGGAAUGUCACCUGGGAUGACCGCGUCAUGAUCCUCGCAUGGCUCUUCGCCUUCUUCCUCUCCUUCACCAUCUGUUUCGGCGUUCACAAUGGCCUCGGACGGCACGACGAAAACAUCGACCCGAACCGCUUGCCUGCCCUUCGCCGUUGCGAAUAUGUCUUUUCCAUCCUGUACAAUCCCGCGUUGAUGGCCACCAAAACCUCGGUACUCAUAUUCUACCUCCGUUUGGCCAAGCACACCCAAAGAGUCCUUCGAUUUGCCUCUUGGUUGACACUUGCGGUCGUCAAUAUUGCUGGUGUUAUUCUCACCUUCAUGAAUGUUUUCCAAUGCCGCCCGACCCAAGCCGCCUGGGAUGUUAACUAUGACGAACGCGCGAAAUGUAUACCACUACUUACUGAGUUUAUAUGUUCUUCACCCGUCAAUAUCGUUACGGACCUGGCCAUUCUCGCUCUACCUAUACCUGUCCUCACCGGCAUGCGCCUCCCUUCUCGCCAGAAAACAAUUCUGGUCCUCACCUUUACCGUUGGAAUAUUCGUUACCGUUGUCGAUGUGGUCAGAAUUUACUACCUUCAGCAAGCCAUUACAGCACCAACCAGUACAACUGCCGAUCCCCAGUCUCGAUUUGGUGGGCAGACCGACUUUGCCUGGAAUGCUUCGCGUUCGCUUAUGUGGAGUGCCGUUGAGGUUAACGUUGGUAUGAUGUGCGCCUGCGUCCCGACAUUGAAGCCUCUGGUCCUCAAGCUGCUCCCCUCCAUGCUCUACGACCCCAAUGGAACCCGCGCCAGUACACCCAAGGGGCCCAACGAUUCAGAUACGCCGUCAACGGGCCAUCGCGCCAGUAUUCAACAGCCCCCUCCUGUCGCGCAAACCGGCGCACAGCCUCUCAAUGCUAAUGCUCCCAUGAGCGCGAUGGAAUUUUUGACGACACCUUUCGACGAACCAGGCUCAACUCGUCCUGCGCAACGUGGUUACCAGAGUAAUGGGACCUUUCAAACAUCAACAACCAUGACGUCUUCAACCGGAACUGUCGAGGGUGUUUAUUUUGGCUUCGUCAACAUGACAAAACCUAAAAGUAUGCUCAAAUGCAACAAGAAGCAGUCAUUCAAAUACUGCACAAUUGUGUCCAUCUUAUUUCUGUUAUGGGGAAUAUCAUAUGGCCUACUCAAUACUUUGAACAACGUCAUUGCGAAAGUCGACAAUAUGACCACAGCUGAAACACUUGGCAUGACGUCUGUAUACUUCGGAGGCGGUUACUUCUUUGGACCCCUGCUAGUGGGCGAAUGGAUUCUUCGGCGCGACGAACACAACCGAUCGAAGCGACACAAGGCCAACGGCCACGACAGCGUUGGUGGCUUCAAAGUUACUUUUAUCGUCGGGCUAUGCUUUUAUGGGAUUGGAACUGUCAUCUUCUGGCCCUCGGCUGUUACCCAAUCAUACGCCGGAUUCAUGCUCAGCAACUUCGUUGUCGGGUUUGGUCUAUCAAUUCUGGAGGUUGGCGCAAAUGCAUUCUUGAUACUUUGCGGCCCCCCCGAAUACGGCGAGACUCGCGUGCUCAUGGCGCAAGGUAUCCAAGGCACUGGCAGUGUUCUUAGCGGCCUGCUGGCCCAGAAGGUCUUCUUCAAGGGCAUUGUGGAGCAGAACAACGCGACCAGCAUGACACUCAUCAACGUGCAAUGGACGUACCUAGGAAUCACACUCCUGUGUGUUGCCCUCGGGCUCUUCUUCUACUACAUGCCACUUCCCGAAGUGAGUGACCGUGAGCUUGAGCAAUCUGCCAAGCAUCUUCCUAUGGAUCCUCAGAAGAAAAGAGGCGGUCUACAACUCCGCACAUGGAGUCUUAUCCUCGCCGUUGUUGCUCAAUACACUUACGUUGCCGCCCAGGAGUGUUUCAGCAUCUACUUCCGCAGCCUCAUGAUAUCCAUACUCCCCAACACACCCAACACCGGCGAGCAAGCAACCGAAGGUGCAGGCGACAUUCCCAACCCCGAUAAACCACCUGGCAUCACACUCUCAAUACCCGAUUAUCUCCUCAUCGCGCAUACCGCCUUUGCCGUGUCCCGCUUCAUGGCAGCUGGCCUUGCAUAUCUCUCUGUAUAUCGUUCCCGCUUCCCACGACCCCGUACCAUCCUCACCGCCUGCAUCGCUGGCUGUUUCGUCUUUGCCCUUCUUCCUGUGGUUGUCCGUCCACCCAACCCUAACCUUCUUGUUAUACCCAUCGUUCUCUUUUACUUCUUCGAGGGCCCUAUAUACCCUCUUAUUUUUGCCAUUGGUCUCCGUGGUCAAGGUCGACGCACCAAGCGUGCUGCCGCCUUUAUCACUAUGGGUAGUUCCGGCCCCGGGUUCUUCCCCUUUAUCAUGUAUGGCAUAAUUAAGCACGGAGGCACCGUCAGAACGGCUUUCAUCGUCGUCAUUGUCCUCCAGGCUGUUUGCAUGUCCUACUCGGUCUUUCUCCAAUUUAUUGGCGACGCCAAGCAACUCGUCGAUCCUUGCCCUGCGGUGCGUGAUGCCCUCAGACAGCCGGAUGAAGAGAUGCCGUCGCCUAUGGAGACAGCGAUUGCCGGGAGGGCGCGCCGACAAAGCACGAUGAAGGAGAAAUCUCAGGGGUUCUUGGAUAAGGUGUCACAUGGAACUAAGGUUAUAAGUGCCAAGUUCCUCAGCACUCGGCGCCGGUCUUCACAACCCUCGAUCCACCAAUGCGAAGAUAGUCGCGAUAAUGCGGCGUCAUAAUUAAUGCUGAUGCCUCUUUUUCACCCAUCUUCAUAUAUAUUUUACGGCCGAAUAGUUUCGGAACUCUUGGAUUCAUAAACAGCGAAAAAAGGGAGGCGUCGGGUUGGGUCAAUGACGGAUGAAUUGUUUUUUUUUGGAUGCUCUAUACCCAACAGGUCCUUGUUCUGGAUGGACAUUGGUACAUACUUUUUUUAUUAGUUAUAGUUUCAAGGACGUGUAUAUGUGUAUAUAUGUAUCAUAUGUUUGAUACGGUAUGAUAAUCAAUGCGUUACCAAAAGUUCAAGAGCCAAA